Messenger RNA from Schistocerca gregaria, 3161 nucleotides. RefSeq names its product microsomal triacylglycerol transfer protein (gene Mtp). The coding region runs from base 30 to 2888 and encodes 952 amino acids. The transcript has 15 exons. Gene Ontology annotation, molecular function: lipid binding. Gene Ontology annotation, biological process: lipid transport; lipoprotein metabolic process. NCBI's taxonomy places the organism in Eukaryota, Metazoa, Arthropoda, Insecta, Orthoptera, Acrididae. Gene Ontology annotation, cellular component: basolateral plasma membrane; endoplasmic reticulum; Golgi apparatus. The record is from RefSeq and is a predicted model, not a curated record.
GCUGGCCGGCGUCAGAGCUGCCGGCCGGCAUGACGUGUGUUGUUGUACGGUGGGAGGGCCGGCCUGUCGGGCGAAGCGGGCGCGCAGCGGCUCAGUCUGUGCGCACAGUGGCAAUCGUGGUACACGGCAGUCGCCCGCCAACCGCCGCCCCGCCCAGACAGUUCCACAGCCACAGAGACAACACAGCCGCAGCCAUGCGACGCGCGCUGACGCUCAUCGUCGUCUUCUCCGCCCUGGGUCCAAUGUGCCACAUGGCGCCAGCAGCUGCGGGGGCCGGAGGGGGCGGCGUCGACGACGGCGUGUUCGCGGCCGGGCACGGCCAGCGCUACAGCCUACAGAGCACGAUCCUGCUGAACGACGCGGCAGCAACGGGCAAGGACGUCGGCUUCCAGGUGACGGGAGAAGUGACGGUGGGCGCCGUGUGGCAGCGCGGUGGCGAGCGUCUGCUCAGGCUGGAGUUGCUGAAUCCUCGGCUACACAUUAAAUCUCGGAAAGCUCCAUCACCCGAAGGCUUUGUUGGCCAUGCAUCAAAACUUGACACUACUAAUAACAGUCCAUUUUAUGUUCAUUGGAAUAAUGGAAAAGUGGAGCAUAUGUUUGUGGCCAGUGGUGAAGAUCUCUCAAUGGUGAACCUUAAAAAAGGAAUAGCAAGUCUUUUCCAGUUCCAGUUGCUUGAUGUAGAAACAACAGAAAAGGAUGCGUCUGGGAAAUGCCUUGUGAAAUACACAGCUACAGAUCCUCGUUCAUUUACCAAGACCAAGACUGAAUGUGUCUCUCCAAAAACUGUUCCAUACAUUGCACAUCCAGAGCAGGUACUCAGUGCUCUUGUAAAUUCUCAAAGGACAUCUAAAUAUACAAUGACAGGAGACUUACUAGCCAUUGACUCAGUAAUAGCAACUGAAACUCAUGAAAUGUUUGUGGCCAUACGACAAGAUGCUGGUAGUUCUAUAAAAGCUGUCUUAGAAUUAUCUCGAACAGGUCGUUUUGAGGUAACAGAUACAGUUCAAGCUGAAUCAGUUGAUGCAGCUUUGACUCAGGUGCAGGAAAUGCAGAGAACAGAAUUCAGCAAGCAAAUCUUAAUUACAGAACGAGAACCCAGAAUUUGCCAGGAUGAUUGCCCAAAUCUUCAUACAGUGUUAAAGGAAAAUAAGAAAUUUCUGAAGAAGGAUAACCUUGGCACAGUUCGUUCAGCCACUGCUUUCCUCAAGCUGCUAAUGGUAGUAAGGGAAUCAAAGAAAGAAGACCUCUUCAAAAUAUUAAAAUACACAAAGAAUGAAGAAACAGUGCUGCAACUUCUGGAUGUGUUUGGUGCUGCACAGACUGCAGCAGCUCAUGAAGCAGCUAUGAAAUAUCUUCAGCUGCGUGAUGAUUCAAAACUGGAAGAGAAUGAAAGAUAUUUUUGGGCUCUCUCUCUUGGUUCACAUCCUAGCCCCCAAAUUGUAAAAGGUGUCUUGAAACUUAGUCAUGAAACAAAUCCAAGUGAGAAGCUGGAAGAAACUAUUAUUCUAACUGCUGCUGCUCUGUCAAAUAGAUUGUCUCAUUUACCAGGAAGUGGGCAGUACAAGGUGAUUGAAGAAACAAGAAAAUCCCUUGUGGAUGGGCUCAAUGACUGCAGUUCAGAAGAAUGCAAGCAAAAAUACUUACGAGCCUUGCGGAAUCUUGGCGAUGGUAAUACAGUGCCAAUACUGCUACAGCAUGCUGUCAAUGGUACCAAAAAGACCAGUGUGACGGCAAUGAAGGCCUUGAGAUCACUUCCAUCAAAGUACUGGGACCAGACUGUUAUGUCACUAAUGAAACGAAUCUAUUUUCAACUUGACAAAAAGUACGACUCAAGUGCUCGAACCUUAGCCAUAGAUAUUCUGCUCGAAACUAACCCAGACAAAUCUUUCCUCAAGGAAAUUCUGAUAUCGCUGACUUCCUUAGAUACAGCAUAUGAAGUGAAGCAGUACCUCUGGCAAAGAGUGACACAGAUGUCAGAAAGAGAUUUACAAUUCAGGUCACUGGUGAAUGAAAUAAUUACAGAAGAAAAAAGAUUGUUGAAAAAUUACCACGCAAUGGCAUUGAGAGGUCUUUCAACAGCAUUCACAAGAUCUCUAUUUAGCAACCCAUACGGUAAUGCAAGUCUGGUUACUAUACAAGAAAUAUCCAGUGGUUUUUUAAAGAGAGGUACAGUGGAUGUUGUUCUUGAAAUGAAUGGAGAAACAAAGGAAAUUUUCAGUCUUGGACUGUUUGCUGGAGGCCUUGGCUCUCUCAUAUCAUCAGAUGACAGUGAUGAACCUGAUGAUGAACCUGCCACUGCUGGUAUGGAAGUUAUUGCUCUUGGAGUUCAGUUGAGGCCAUUUAUUUUCUUCAGUGGGCAAGGAGAUCUUAUGGGUCAUGUUUGGUCUGGUACAGCUUCAGAAAAGACUCCUGCUUUCCAGGCACUAGCACUUUUGCACGACCACUUGCAGUACCUCCCACUCCAGCCUGGAUUUGUGGCUGAACUAAGUCUAAUUGGCGCAGUAUCAUUUGACCUAUCUGGCCAGAUUCAGCUCAGUUUGUGGAACAGAAAUGCUCAUUCCUUGGUGGAAAAGAAUGCUGCACUUGUGCUACAAGGAAGAAUGAAAGUUGACACAGAAUUUGUUAGGAGCCAAGCAGAUUUCACCAUAUCUACAGAAUCAAGCCUAAAUCUAGUUUCAGAUAUUGACUUUUCUAAUAACAUUGCACUCUGUCUUCAGUUAAAACAGCCAGACUCAAGUGUGAGACACAAUGUCUUCAAAGUCGAACGAAUCCCUGGUAGCAAACACAGGCUACGCAAGUCAAAAUACAAGGUUAUUCCUGUAUCGGGGAGGACAUUUGCUCUUAACAGAAAGAACAAUGAAAUGUGCAGUGCAAUAUUUGAAAACUGAGUGUUACAAUUAUGCACAAAUGGUUCAUAAUGUUCCUAUGAGACUGAACAUUGUAUAUUAAAAACAGAUCUUUAUGCCGCCACACUACUUGGACCAUGUUCAAAUGUGGUACAUACACAAGCUCUCUCUUAAGUAGCAACAUGUUCUGUUGCAAUGCCAAUGAAGACUGGAUGUGAUAGCUGUUGAUCACUUAACAUUUUUAUUUAUUAUUUUGAUAAUAUAUCAUUUGAAAAGAGUGUAUAUAUUCAAUAAAAAUAUACAUGUGUAAUAUUA